UUCGCUUCAUCCUCCGCUUGCCUGUUCACGGACGCGCCGCUCUAGCCUCUGCUGCUCUGUCUCCGGCGAGUUUGACCUUUGCAGAGCCGUGGAUCUCCGUCGAUUCAGUGUAUGGAAAUCAGGUGCAGCAAUUAAAAUUUGCCUCAAAUUCAGUUGAGUGAAGAACAAAUCAGCAGGUAUUAAAUGGGGGUUAUUGAUUUGUGCAACACUACUACUUUUCGGCUCUCAUCACUACCUACUUGUUCAUUUGGGAGGAAUCAGAAGUUUGUGGCAAUGGCCUCCACCAUUCCUGUAGAAAAAGUCAAUAAAUUAACUGGUGACACCUUUAUUAGGGAGCAUCUCAGGAAGUUGUCCCCUUACCAGCCCAUUUUGCCAUUUGAGGUUUUAUCUUCUCGUCUUGGGCGAAAACCUGAGGAUAUUAUCAAGUUAGAUGCAAAUGAAAACCCUUAUGGUCCUCCUCCAGAGGUUUUGGAAGCCUUAGGAUCAAUAAGAUUCCCUUAUGUCUAUCCUGACCCAGAAAGCCGUAGAUUGCGUGCAGCCCUGGCCCAAGAUUCAGGCAUUGAGUCAGAAUAUAUUCUUGCAGGGUGUGGUGCAGAUGAGCUCAUUGAUCUGAUCAUGCGUUGUGUGCUGGAUCCUGGAGACAAGAUUGUGGAUUGUCCUCCAACCUUUACCAUGUAUGAGUUUGAUGCUGCAGUUAAUGGGGCACUUGUUGUCAAAGUUCCGAGGAGGGAAGAUUUCAGCCUGGAUGUAAAACGCAUAGCAGAGGUUGUUAAACAAGAGAAACCCAAAUGUAUAUUCUUAACGUCACCAAACAAUCCAGAUGGAAGUAUAAUUGAUGAUGAAGUUCUCUUAAAGAUACUUGAUCUUCCCAUACUAGUGGUGCUGGAUGAAGCGUACAUUGAGUUUUCUGGAAUUGAGUCGAAGAUGAGUUGGGUGAAGAAAUUUGAGAAUUUGAUUGUUCUUCGGACAUUUAGCAAAAGAGCUGGUUUGGCUGGACUUCGUGUGGGAUAUGGAGCUUUUCCUUUGAGUAUAAUUGAGUAUUUAUGGAGAGCAAAGCAACCUUAUAAUGUAUCUGUUGCUGCUGAAAUUUCUGCAUGUGCAGCGUUACAGAACCCUAUCUAUCUAGAGAAUGUUAAAAAUGCUUUGGUCAAAGAAAGAGAAAGGCUUUAUGACCUUUUGAAGGAAGUUCCAUUCCUCCGACCAUUUCCAAGCCAUUCUAACUUCAUUCUUUGUGAGGUUACUUCUGGAAUGAACGCCAAGAAGCUAAAGGAGGACCUUGCACAAAUGGGUGUGAUGAUUCGCCAUUAUGACAAGAAAGAGCUGAAGGGUUAUGUUCGUGUGUCUGUUGGGAAGCCCGAACACACAGGUAUCCUAAUGGAGUGCCUUAGAAAACUAUCCUGACCCUUGUCUCCAGAACCCUGUUGGAAAUUUAACAUCAUUAGUUGACUCUGGUUUCUUCAGAUGUUAUCAUGUCCGCGACGAAGUUGGACUUAAUAUGGUUUGCCUUUCUUAAUUUUAGCAAUUAAUUGAAAUUAUCAUGAGAACAAAAGACAGGCCCAGUCUUAAUAUAUUUGGCCCAAAAGUGAGGGGAACUGGACACAAACAGUGUUUUGCAUUGGACAAUUUUUCUUGGCCCA
Messenger RNA from Neltuma alba, 1637 nucleotides. RefSeq names its product histidinol-phosphate aminotransferase, chloroplastic. Gene Ontology annotation, molecular function: pyridoxal phosphate binding; L-histidinol-phosphate:2-oxoglutarate transaminase activity. The transcript has 11 exons. Bases 184 to 1401 code for a protein of 405 amino acids. The record is from RefSeq and is a predicted model, not a curated record. Gene Ontology annotation, biological process: L-histidine biosynthetic process. Lineage: Eukaryota; Viridiplantae; Streptophyta; Magnoliopsida; Fabales; Fabaceae.